Molecule: messenger RNA, 1804 nt
Organism: Poecilia reticulata (guppy)
Lineage: Eukaryota; Metazoa; Chordata; Actinopteri; Cyprinodontiformes; Poeciliidae
Source: RefSeq, a predicted model, not a curated record
GGGAGGAGCUAAGCUCUAUAUAAUGGGAGGAAACCUCUGCAGCAGCACAUUGCAUUGUUUCCAGACAGACAAACAGACACAUGGAAGACUUGGGCAUUCAGCAUGUCAACCUGGAGCUGUCUGAAAAUCAGCAGCGACACAGGACGCAUGGCUUCAGAAACUCUAAAGAACUGGUGGUGCGAAGAGGGGCCCCAUUUAAUAUCAGCAUUAAGCUAAAGGGUCGACCCUUCAACCCCCAGACGGAUUCUCUAAGGAUUAAAGUUACACUAGGUCGUCUUUACGCAGUGAUGCCAGUCACUUUCUCCGAAAAGYACCCAUCCACCCGCUGGAAUGCCUGCAUCAACUCAAGCACCCUGAACCUCCAGGAACUCUCCGUCACCGUCUCCUCUCCUGCUUCUGCCCCGGUGGGAUGCUACAAAUUUCAGCUGUAUGUGUUCACACAAGAUGGCCGGAAGAGUUUUGUGGUGGGAGAUUUCAUCCUGCUCUGCAACCCUUGGUGCUCUGAGGAUGCCGUUUAUAUACCAUUUGAGGACCAGAGGGAGGAAUAUGUCCUGAGUGACUCUGGAUUGCUCUUUAUGGGGACUGCGAACAACCUUGUCUCAAGACCCUGGUCCUUUGAUCUGUAUGAGCCUGGGGUUUUGGAAGCGUGUCUGGAUCUGCUCAAAGUCAGCCCCCAGCAUCAAAAAAACAGAAAGAAGGACUGCAUGAACAGAUCCAACCCUGUCUACAUCAGCCGCGUUGUUUCUGCCAUGAUUAACUCUGAGGAUGAUCGCGGUGUGCUGAAAGGGAAUUGGACUGGCGACUUCAAACAGGGUGUCAGUCCCUCAAAGUGGACAGGAAGUGGGGACAUCUUGAGACUGUGGGUCAAGUCUGGUUACAGCCCAGUCAAGUAUGGACAGUGCUGGGUGUUUGCAGCAGUCAUGUGCACAGUCAUGAGAGUUCUCGGCAUUCCUUCCCGUGUCGUCACAAACUUCAACUCCGCUCACGACACCAACGCCAACCUGGUGAUUGAAGAGUACUACAGCGAAACAGGACAGAAGCUGAACCGAAGCAAUGACAGCAUAUGGAACUUUCAUGUGUGGGUGGAGUGCUGGAUGAGGCGCAGUGAUCUUGGGCCAGAGAUGGAUGGCUGGCAGGUUCUUGACCCAACCCCACAGGAGAGGAGUGGAGGAGUGUUUUGCUGUGGACCAGCUCCAGUCAAAGGAAUCAGGAAUCGGCGUACAGACCUGAUUUAUGACAUCCCAUUUGUCUAUGCUGAAGUGAACGCUGAUGUGCACACGAUCAUUCUGUCAAGUAAUGACCAGGUGGUUGGCUUCAGCAAAGACACAGAGAAAAUCGGAUCCCUAAUCUGCACUAAAGCCAUCGGCUAUCCUAGAGUGCAGAACAUCACUGGAGACUACAAAUGGAUAAAAAGUCCUACGUCAACACUUUCGUCACGAAGCUCCACAAUUUCAGAUGACUCAACACUAAGCAGAGCUACAGCAUCCAAGGGAGUGAUUGUCUUCUUGACACUGGCUAAACAUCCUGUUGCUGGGGAACCAAUCGUCUGCCUGGUGAAAAUUAUGAACAAGCAGAAAAUACCAAAGAUGAUGAAAGUGCAUUUGAAUGCUCAGGCAAAAGAGUACAACCACAGCCCCUCCGAAACCUUCUGGGAAAAACAUGGUGUCAUACAGCUGGCACCAUUGGAAGGUAAAUAGUCUGCUGGUCCCAUCUACACAUCUACACAUUUUGUCRUCACAAAAAGAAAAAUGUGUCUAUUGGCCCCUAAAAUUGUACAUUCUAUUAACAUAUAAGUUUCAUAGUC